Molecule: messenger RNA, 1882 nt
Organism: Archocentrus centrarchus (flier cichlid)
Lineage: Eukaryota; Metazoa; Chordata; Actinopteri; Cichliformes; Cichlidae
Gene: usp39
Product: ubiquitin specific peptidase 39
Exons: 13
Coding region: 137-1636 (499 amino acids)
Biological process (GO): spliceosomal complex assembly; mRNA processing; protein deubiquitination
Molecular function (GO): cysteine-type deubiquitinase activity; zinc ion binding
Source: RefSeq, a predicted model, not a curated record
UUUUAGUCUGCUACUUGCUACCGCCGCGAGUUUCGAGGCGCACGGUGUUUGACCCAUUCAUCGCUCUUUCCUAAUAACAUAAACUUUUGGCUUCUCCGCUGUUUUGACGCCGUUGCUUUGAAAUCUGUCUGCUGCUAUGGUUUCAUUGAAGCGAGAAAGAGAGGCGGAUUUAGAUGAUGAUGACAACGAAGACGGAGUAGCAGCCAAAGUUGGAAGAGGAAAUGUAGUGGAAGACCGAAGAAGCCGCCACUGCCCAUAUCUUGACACCAUAAACAGGAGUGUGCUGGACUUUGACUUUGAGAAGCUCUGCUCCAUCUCUCUCUCCCACAUCAACGUCUACGCCUGCCUUAUAUGUGGGAAAUACUUUCAAGGAAGAGGUUUGAAGUCUCACGCAUACACUCACAGUGUACAGUUUAGCCAUCAUGUGUUCCUCAACCUGCACACACUCAAGUUUUACUGUCUGCCAGAUAACUAUGAGAUCAUUGACUCUUCACUAGAAGACAUCACAUAUGUCCUGAAACCAACUUUCACCAAGCAGCACAUUGCAGGGCUGGACAAGCAGGGUAAACUGUACAGAGCCUAUGAUGGUACAACAUACCUACCGGGCAUUGUAGGGCUCAACAACAUUAAAGCCAAUGACUAUGCCAAUGUGGUGUUACAGGCUUUUUCUAAUGUUCCACCGUUGCGAAAUUACUUCCUGGAGGAGGAAAACUACAGAGGAAUCCGCAGGCCUCCAGGAGACAUCAUGUUUCUCUUGGUGCAGAGGUUUGGUGAGCUGAUGCGCAAACUUUGGAAUCCAAGAAACUUUAAGGCCCACGUGUCUCCCCACGAGAUGCUGCAGGCUGUAGUGCUGUGCAGCAAGAAGAACUUCCAAAUUACAAAGCAAGGUGAUGCUGUGGACUUCAUGACAUGGUUCUUAAAUGCCCUGCAUGGUGCUCUCGGAGGCACAAAGAAGAAGUCAUCAAUCAUUACAAAAGCGUUUCAAGGCUGCAUGCGGAUCUUCUCCAAGAAACUUCCACACCCAGAUUUGCCACCAGAGGAAAAAGAGGCACUGCUUACAACAGAGGAGUAUCAGGAACAGAUGUCUGAGUCUACCUUCCUGUUCCUGACCCUUGACCUCCCAACUGCGCCACUGUACAAGGAUGAGAAAGAACAGCUUAUAAUCCCACAGGUUCCUCUCUUCAACAUCCUGGGCAAGUUCAAUGGCAGCACAGAAAAGGAAUACAAAACCUACAAAGAGAAUUUUCUCAAAAGGUUCCAGUUGACCAAACUGCCCCCGUACCUCAUUUUUUGCAUCAAAAGAUUCACCAAGAACAACUUCUUUGUGGAAAAGAAUCCCACAAUCGUCAACUUCCCGAUCACGAAUGUAGACCUUCGUGAAUACUUGACAGAAGAAGCUCAAGUCACUGAGAAGAACACAACUUAUGACCUUAUUGCAAAUGUAGUGCAUGAUGGGAAACCCAAUGAGGGAGCGUACAGAAUACAUGUUCUGCAUCAUGGAACUGGAAAGUGGUAUGAGAUGCAGGACCUGCAGGUGACUGACAUUCUUCCUCAAAUGAUCACACUGUCAGAGGCUUACAUCCAGAUUUGGAAGAGGCAAGAAAGUAAUGAAACAAACAACCACACGGGGGUGUAAGUGAGGCAGAGUCGUGCUCAUUGUGAAUGACCAGAGGUCUUGAGGUUGUUUUGGAAAUGACUGGGUAUUCUAAAACAGUACCAGAAUAUUGAAUCAAAGUGACAAGAGACCAUCAGGGCAUUCUUUACAACCACAAGAAGCAAAUGCAUGUAAAUGUCUACAUGGUUUUUUUUUUUUUUUUUUUUUUUUUUCACAGUUUUAUCUUUUUACUAUGUGGAAGUUUCUAAAUAAACCAGCUCCAGCACA